AUCGCGAUGAGCUCCCAGCGCGGCAACCUGAAGAAGGGCGCGCCGAAAUACCAGAACUCAUUCGCGUUCAAGCACAACCCCAAGUCGAAGAAGACUGAGCACAUCUUGGGCUUGCCCAUACACGGUCUCUGCCCGCAUUGCCACGCGCAGAUUGUGUGGCGAAAGAAGUAUCGCAAAUACAAGCCCUUAACCCAGCCCGCGUCCUGCACGUCGUGCCACCAAAAGACCAUCAUCUCAGCUUAUCACGUCCUGUGUGAUCCUUGCGCCAAGGAAAAAGGCGUGUGCGCGAAGUGCUGCAAAUCGGAGGAAUUGGUUCUCAGUGAACAACAACUCGCCGAGCAAAAGGACGAAGAGCAAAAGGAUUUCUCCGAGCAGUUGGAAGGUCUGAAGGAACGCGAACGCCGAAAGGUGUUACGUCAAAAGAAGAAGGAAGAGGAAGAAGCCUAUGCUCGUGCACGCGCUGAGAGACGAGCUCGACUCGGACUCGACCAGGACAACGACUUUGAUGACGAAGACCUCUACGACAUGGACUUGUCGGACUAAACUCAUUUAUUGGGUUAAUUCAUUAUCGAUUCCACAAAGCACA
Aphanomyces invadans is the source of this 586-nucleotide messenger RNA. RefSeq lists its product as hypothetical. The record is from RefSeq and is a predicted model, not a curated record. The transcript has 4 exons. Bases 7 to 543 code for a protein of 178 amino acids. NCBI's taxonomy places the organism in Eukaryota, Oomycota, Saprolegniomycetes, Saprolegniales, Verrucalvaceae.